AUGCGAGACCACAAGGAGAUGGAAUUCUUAAGACUGGUACAAGGAAAUAUGGAACUUUUUGAGUAUGAGAGCAAAUUCAAGGAAUUGUCCCGAUAUACCCUACAUCUUGUAAGUACAGAGUUCAUGAAGGCAAAAUAUUACGAGAAGGGCCUGCGUCCAAAGAUCAGGCAGAUCGUGAGUUCACAUGAUCUCACCAAUUUUCAAGCGGUGGUAAAGAAAGUUCAAAUAGUGACUUACUCGGGGGUGAAGUUGGUAAAUCAAGGACAACGUAAACACUUGGGGAAAAGGAAGUGGCAGGACAAGAAUAGGAAUACGGGACAGUUUAAGAAGCAGAUGCAUGCGGGCCAGUCAAACAAUCUUUGUGGUCAACCCAGCCAUGUGGCUUCUUUGUGCCCAUCAAUUAAGAAAUCUGAACAAGAGAAAAAGGGAAAAGCAAGGGUGUUUGCUUUGACUCACGAUGAGGAUACGAAAAAUUCUAACGUGAUUGCAGGUAUUUUAUCUGUCUCUAAUAUUCCUGUUAACGUCCUGAUUGAUUCUGGUGCAACAAAUUCGUUCAUAUCUAAUGCAUGUCUAGCUAAGAUUAAUGCUUUAUGUCAGAAGAAUGCUAGUGUAUUUGAGGUGAGUAUGCCAUCAGGUGGAACUAUUGAUGUGGAUAGGAUAGCAAAAGGGGUACAGAUAGAUUUUGAUGGACUGACUUUAGAGGCUGAAUUGUAUGUUAUAGAUAUGAAAGAUUUUGAUAUUAUUUUAGGUAUGAACUAG
Olea europaea var. sylvestris is the source of this 759-nucleotide messenger RNA. RefSeq lists its product as uncharacterized. The transcript is spliced from 2 exons. Gene Ontology annotation, molecular function: aspartic-type endopeptidase activity. Gene Ontology annotation, biological process: proteolysis. The record is from RefSeq and is a predicted model, not a curated record. NCBI's taxonomy places the organism in Eukaryota, Viridiplantae, Streptophyta, Magnoliopsida, Lamiales, Oleaceae. Bases 1 to 759 code for a protein of 252 amino acids.